GGCAAGACUAGCCUACAACUAGUAGAUAUACACACCACCACCACCUCACCCUCUCCCUCCUCCUCUUACGCUGCACAGCCCCACUUUGCCAUUCGCCACCAAACCAACACCAGCCAAGCAACGCAAAGCUAGCCCGAGCUACUACGUACGUACAGUCCGUCAGCUCGUCUGCCAUGGGAAACUGCAUCCAGGGCAGCCAUGGCGAUGGCGAUGGCGGCGUGCCGGGAGGAGAUCAUCAGGGCCUGGUGCAGAUGCAGGCGAGCAAGAGAAGCGGCGAAGUGGAGGAUCAUCAGGAGGAAGCGUCGGCGUCGGUGCUGAAGGUGAAGAUGGUGCUGACCAAGGGAGAGCUGGAGUGGCUCAUGGCGCAGCUCAAGGCCGGCGACAGGCGCCUCGAGGACGUGCUCAGGGACAUGGCGCGCAAGCGCGACCACCAUGCGCGCUCCGGCAACGGCGCCUGGCGGCCCAGCCUCGAGAGCAUCCUCGAGUGCCCCUCCGCCGAGACGGCCCCCGCCGCUCCCGGCGCCGAUUGAUGUACCACGCACAGCAGAGCAGAGCAGAGCAUAUAUAUACAUAGAUUCUUUUUAAUGCUUCCGUUGAUGUCCUGGCUGGGAAUUCUGCUAGCUAGAGCCGAGGUGACCGAUCGAUCUUUUAGGGACAGUCUAGGAUUAAUUCUUGUUGGUUUUGCUCUUCGUCGGGUUGUAUGUACACAGUACAUUAAGGAGCUAGCUUGUUCUUCAGUUCUUCUUCCUCAUAUUUUUCUGAGAUUUCUCUGUAUAUAUAUUGACGAUGAUGAUGGAAACAGUGAGGGAUUAACAGGUCGUGAGGGUACAGUUCAACAUGUACUCAUCUCGGCGUAAAAAAAAAUCUAGUUAAUCUGUUA
Molecule: messenger RNA, 880 nt
Organism: Brachypodium distachyon (stiff brome)
Lineage: Eukaryota; Viridiplantae; Streptophyta; Magnoliopsida; Poales; Poaceae
Exons: 1
Coding region: 174-530 (118 amino acids)
Source: RefSeq, a predicted model, not a curated record